Yamadazyma tenuis ATCC 10573 is the source of this 1573-nucleotide messenger RNA. NCBI's taxonomy places the organism in Eukaryota, Fungi, Ascomycota, Pichiomycetes, Serinales, Debaryomycetaceae. The record is from RefSeq and is a predicted model, not a curated record.
GUAGGUGCGGCAACUGCAUUUACCGUCACUGCUAUUCCGAUGAUAAUUCUAGCAAUCACAAACAUGGCUCUGUUCUGUGCAGCUGUUUGCAAGGCUACACCAACAAAGGUGAUCAAACAACUAAUAAGAAUACCACCUUUUCUCCCAACCAGUUUGAGGUCGAUGAGCUGGGAAGCAAAAAAACCUCCAACCACAGACCCGAUGUUAAUUGCAGCAGAGAACAAUCCUUCGUAGUUUGCAUCCAAGUCAAAGUAUUCUAUAUACUGGUCGAUAAUGUUUAAGUUGUUCAUCAUCGAUUGAUCCACUCCCAUGGUGGCCCCAUUGAUGGUGGCACAUAUUAUGGGCACAAGAUCUAACAAAACAACCAUUGGGAGAUUUACAAAAUUGUCGGUGUCUACCAGUAAUAUACUAAACACCAGAGAUAAGAAACAUGAUCGGAAAAUUAAUCUGCACAUCGGCUUUUCAAACGCGGAUCCCGAUCGGAGCUUCCGCCGAUUACUCAAACUGAUUACUUAAAAGCCACUAAAGCCAUUCAAAUGAAAAAUCCCCAAAAUGUCACCGCGCAAAGUCAUAAUUGACACCGACCCAGGAAUUGAUGACUCUUCGGCAUUGAUGUUGGCGUUAGCCCCAGGGAACCUUGAUGUCAAGGCUAUCACCACUGUUUCUGGAAAUUUAUUGGCAUCCACUUGCACCAAAAAUGCCAAAAAAGUAUUAUCGUUAUUGGGAAAAGCGGAUAUUCCGAUGGGUCAAGGUCCAGAAAAACCCAUAGCCCGCCCGUUUCCGCGAGACCCAUUCUUUCAUGGUUCGGAUGGAUUGGCCGAUUUGAAUAUGCCUGAUUUGGAAAAGAGCGGCUGGGAAAAUAUAUCUCCUGAGGUUGCGUACGCACCAGAUUUAAUUGUAGAUACCGUCAACCAACACGAAGGAGAUAUAACGUUCAUUGCCCUUGGACCUUUGACGAAUUUGGCGUUAGCAUGCUUGAAGGAUCCUCAAUUGCCGCAAAAAAUCUCCAAAGUGAUCAUUAUCGGAGGUUCAUUUGGGUUCAAUUCGGUUGAGGCAUUACAUGCUACUGGAGAUAAUCCAGUGAGUGAAUGGAAUAUUUACGUGGAUCCCGAAGCGGCGGAUUUCGUCUUUAAAGCCGAUUUUAAUUUGACGGCGAUUGGAAUGGAUAUAUUCUGUCAGCCGUGUAUUGCCAUGAACCAACAGCAUAGAAUUGCGUUGAAAGGUAGCAAGUCGCCGGCUGCAAAAUUUGUCAUGGGCGUUUUAGAAUUCUUGAGCAGCAGAGGCCAGGGUGAUUACUGUGCUUUGAUAGACGCUUUAGCGGUGGCAUAUGCCAUCGAUGAGAGUAUUAUGACCACGCAGAAGGUGGAUGUGGCGGUGGAGUGUGAGAGUAAAUUGUCACUCGGGCAGAUUAUUGUUGACCGCAGAAAGAACUUCAAGUGGGAAGGGUUGCCAACAAUUGACGCGGUGGAUACGGUGGAUGGAGAGAAGUACCUUGAGAUAUUGGUGGGGAGUUUUCUUCGUAUAGAGUAGAAUCGUGCAGUUGUAUCUGCUGUUAAUAAAUGUCUCAGACCUC